AAAAAAAACCUAAGCAAAAAAGAAAGGAAGCAACCUACCUUUUAUCAUCUGUAAUCGGAUUAUCUCUUCUUCCUCCUCUUUACAAAACAAACCCUUUCGUUUUCCCGCACUUUCUGGAGAAAAAUGAGGUGGGAAAGGGUCCGACAGCAACAAGUGGGUCUGGGUGAGUCGUCGUGUUACGGGGGCCCCGGGAAGAGGUGGGGACACACUUGUAACGCCAUUAAAGGAGGUAGCUUUCUCUACGUGUUUGGUGGCUAUGGCAAAGAUAAUUGCCAAACCAAUCAAGUCCAUGUCUUCGACUCUGCAAAGCAGAUAUGGACUCAACCAAUAAUCAGUGGAACACCUCCUCCUCCUAGGGACAGUCACACCUGUACAACUGUCGGCGACAAUCUUUUGGUGUUUGGUGGUACUGAUGGAACUAAACCUCUCAAUGAUUUGUACAUUCUUGACACUUCUUCACAUUCUUGGAAGUGCCAGAGUGUUAGAGGAGAGGGACCUGAGGCAAGAGAAGGUCAUAGCGCCACUCUCGUUGGGAAAAGGCUUUUUGUAUUUGGAGGCUGUGGGAAAUCUUCUGAUAUUAAUGACGAAAUCUAUUACAAUGACCUAUACGUACUUAAUACAGAGACUUAUGUGUGGAAACGUGCUGUUACAAUUGGGAAUCCUCCAUCUGCGAGAGAUAGCCACACUUGCUCAUCGUGGAAGAACAAAAUCGUUGUUAUUGGUGGUGAAGAUGGUCAUGACUAUUACUUGUCUGAUGUUCAUAUUCUUGAUACAGAUACAUUCGUGUGGAAGGAGCUGAGUACUUCAGGCCAGUUGUUGACACCUCGAGCUGGUCAUGUUACUGUUUCACUUGGGAGAAACUUGUAUGUGUUUGGAGGGUUUACAGAUGCUCAGAAUCUUUACGAUGAUCUCUAUGUGCUUGAUGUCGAGACAUGUGUGUGGUCAAAGGUUCUCGCCAUGGGAGAAGGACCAUCUGCUAGAUUCUCUUCUGCAGGGGCUUGUUUAGAUCCUCAUAAAGCGGGAUUUCUCAUCUUUGUUGGUGGCUGCAAUAAAAGUCUUGAGGCACUGGAUGACAUGUUCUACUUGCACACAGGACUUGGAUAUGAUGCAAGGCUUGAUCAGAGUGUAGGCAGCAUGUCUCUAAAGAAGCAACUGAAGCUGAAAUGCCAAGAACAAAGUCAUGCAAAUCCCUUAUACGAUAAUUCUCUUGUCAGAAACAAUAUGGAGCAUCAAGGAAGAGGGAACUUCGGUUUGAACACUGGCCAAUUUGAUCAAGUAAAGAUGAUGUUUCACGCCAGGGUCACCGAGACAUUCCCAGUUGGUUAUAGUAUUGAAACAAUGAUAGAUGGAAAAUUGCUUCGUGGCGUUUUGUUUUCAACUAAUAGAAAGAGGCCAGCUAUGUCGAAUGGGGAUCAGGCUAACACAUCAAAGAUACCAAGAACUUUAAGCAAGGAUCAAACUGUUGCUACUGAAGUCAAAGAUCCUCCUUCAAACGGAGUUGAGGGUGGUAUUGGUCUCAUCAACCCUCUGGAUGUUAACAUAAACACAGCGGCCGUGGCACCUCAGCUCGAUAUGGGCACUGUGAAUGCAGUAAACCCAUCUUCAGUUGCUCAAACAGAUGAAGCUUCUUUAGAAUCUAGAAAUGCCGUAUCGAUUGAUGUUGAAGCUACCAAGACCGGACCUGGAGAGACAUAGGUACAGAAAAAACAAAGAUCAGAGAUUGAGUGCGUUACAGAGGAACAAGGACAGCUAGAAGCAUCAUUUAUUUUCUUCUUCUGUACAUUAGGCUGAAGAUAGGAUGGGUUUAAUUUAGAAUCGAAGUUAGGUUCGGUGAUGAUGAGGGCAAAGCUAACUAACUCUGAGUUAGUUCUUUUUUGUUGUUGUCUUUCUUCUGCUGGAGCUCUGCAAUUUCUCUAUUUCUUUUUUUUUUCCCAAAUUAAGUUUUUUUAUUGAA
This is a messenger RNA of Brassica napus (rape), 1954 nucleotides long. Its product is annotated as rab9 effector protein with kelch motifs-like. The record is from RefSeq and is a predicted model, not a curated record. The transcript is spliced from 11 exons. The coding region runs from base 124 to 1695 and encodes 523 amino acids. NCBI's taxonomy places the organism in Eukaryota, Viridiplantae, Streptophyta, Magnoliopsida, Brassicales, Brassicaceae. Gene Ontology annotation, molecular function: protein binding.